AUGACCGAGACAAGUUCGAGUGAGAGCGAUGUUGAGGAGACAGAAGAUGACAAUGUUUUGCCGAUCUCGUCGCAUGUAAAUAUUGUUCAUGGAUUGAAAACUGUCUCGUGUUUAACGUUGGAUUCCAACGGAAUUCGUAUGAUUACUGGUGGACAUGAUGAAACUAUGAAAAUGUUUGAUUUUACAUCAAUGGAUAAACAUUUUCAAGCAUUCCGAACAAUUCAACCUUGUCCCGGACGAUUAUUGCGUGCAAUUGAAUAUAGUGCCAAUAACGAUAUGAUAUUAAUCGUUCCUGGUGAUUGUCAAGCAAUUGUAGUCAAUCGAGAAGCUUCUGGAAAACAUAUCGUUUACAAAACUGUUCUUGGUGAUAUGUACGUCAAAGAUAUGAAUCGCACGAAAGGUCACAAAGCUUUGCUAAAUUAUGGCUGUUGGAAUCCAUCGGUAAAUUCUCAAGAAUUUAUGACAUGCGCUGAUGAUUGUACGUUGCGUCUUUGGUCGUUGAAUAAACGCGAUCAACAAGUCGAUGUGAUUCGCACGAAGGGUGAAUCGGGUCGCGAUGUUCGAACAACAACUUGUACAUACAGUCAAUCUUUAUAUUCCAAUGAAAAUUGUAAUCUAAUUGCUGCUGGUUGUGAGAAUGGUAAUAUACUUGUUUGGGAUCGUCGACGGUCAUUUGUUCAUGUAACAUUCAAAUGUGUCAACGCACAUUUACAAGAUCAUUCGAUCACAGCAUUAAAAUGGUCAUAUGAUAGUCAGAUAUUGGCAUCACGGUCAACAGAUCAUACGUUAAAGAUUUGGGACAUUCGAAAAUUUAAUCAAUGUUUAUCUUUGCAUGAAAAUCUACCAAAUCAGUUCUCUAUGACAAAUAUCUCAUUUUCUCCAAACGAUCAAUUUCUGGUAACUGGUGUGUCGAAAUUGAAUAAUUUAAAUGAAUCAGAUUCGGGUGGUAAAUUGGUGAUUUUCAAUCGGAAUGAUUUGUCGAAACCGGUCGAGGAAAUUCUCUUUAAUGACAGUGUUAUUCGAACAAAUUGGCAUCCAAAAUUAAAUCAAAUCUUCGCAACGACAAACAAUGGUCUUGUUCGAGCUUUUUAUGACGAAGAGCGGUCGCCAAUGGCUGGAGUUCGCCUAUGUUUGAAUCGAAAGGAGAGAAAAGACAAAUCGACAAAUGAUUUCAUCGCAAAUAUCAAUCCACUUGAUUCAUCUGAACCGAUUGAAGAGACGCACGAAAUAUAUCCGGAGAAGAAUCCACAAGGAGACAAGAAAUCGUCUUCCUUGCAUCAACAUAUCGUUCAAAAAAUGACUCGACCGAAUUUUCAUGAAAAAGAAGAUCCACGAGCGGAAAUAUUAAAACAUGCUGAAGAAGCGGAACGAAAUCCGAAAUGGGUCACACCAGCCUAUGUACAUACACAACCUAAACCUAUAUUUCAACAGCAGCUCGACGAAGAAGAAGGAGACAAUGACGAUUUUGUACCAAUAUUCAAAAAAGCACGAAAAAACUAA
Adineta ricciae is the source of this 1500-nucleotide messenger RNA. Lineage: Eukaryota; Metazoa; Rotifera; Eurotatoria; Adinetida; Adinetidae. The record is from the annotation of a GenBank genome assembly.